Physella acuta is the source of this 345-nucleotide messenger RNA. RefSeq names its product protein Pixie-like. Lineage: Eukaryota; Metazoa; Mollusca; Gastropoda; Physidae. The record is from RefSeq and is a predicted model, not a curated record.
AUGGAUCCCUCAUCACCCCCGGAAGAGGUCUCGCAGGUUCCAGUUCAAAAUCUUUCUGGUGGUGAGUUGCAGCGUGUGGCCUUGACCUUGUGUCUUGGAAAGCCUGCUGAUAUUUAUCUUAUUGAUGAACCUUCUGCAUACUUGGAUUCAGAGCAGCGUCUGCACGCAGCUAAAGUGAUCAAGAGGUUCAUUCUUCAUGCAAAGAAGACAGCUUUUGUUGUUGAGCACGAUUUUAUCAUGGCAACAUAUCUGGCUGAUCGUGUAGUUAUGUUUGAGGGGCAACCAUCAAUCACAACUAAAGCCAAAUCAAUUGUAAAUAUUUUGCUAGAAGCAUGGGACUCUUAA